AUGUCAUGUCGUACCUACAGUGUAAUUAUUGGAAAAUAUAACAAAAGUGAUAAGAGAAAGUUCGUUAUAUCAUCAGCGAAAAUAAAGAAAGGAUUAAAAACUGAUUUUAUAAAAAGAAACUUUAUAUAUGGUAAUAAAAAAAAAAAAGAGGAAGAAAAUAUUUACUUGAAUAAAAUUUUUUCAAAGGAAAAAGACAAAAGUAGUUUAUUUGGAAAAAAUAACGAAAUUAUAGAAACGAAUAAUGUAAGUAAUAUUUUCGUAAAAGAGUUGUUAAAUGAAAGAAAUAUAUAUUAUAUGUACAUGUAUCAAUAUGUGUUAAUUGAGUUGUUAAAGUAUAACAAUCUUUUUAUAAAUGUACUGCAUUCAGACUGUGUGAUAGCUUACAUUAUUUAUUCUUUUUAUAAAAUAAAAUCUACAAAAGGGGAUGUUUCAAAUGGUGGGUCAUUAAACGCGCGUGUUACUACAGCUUCAAUGUGUCAAGGAGCCAUUGCAAGGGCUAGCACGACAAACGGUAAAAGAGAAAAUGUAUAUAUGGAAAAGUUAGGAAAAAAAAAAAAAGAAAAAAAAGUAGACAACAACGAUAAGAACAACAAUAGCGACAACCACAACUAUAAGAAAAACGAUAACGAUAAUGACGACAAAAAAAAAAAUUUUUUUUACCCUCAUAACUCUACCCUUUUCAUUGGCUGCUCAAAAGAGAAAACACUAGCACUGUACGAGACCAUAAUAAAACUAAAAAGUGCCGACAUAUCAACAUACAUAAUAUCGAACGAGAAAAGCAUUGAUAAUAUAAAGAAAAAUUUUUUUUUAUAUAAUAUUAUUGUCUUAAACAUAGAAAAUUUAAAUGACUCCUGCGAUUUGGGUAUUCUAUUGGAGCAAAUAAAUUUUGUUGUGGUAGAUGAUGUAUAUGAAAUAUAUAAAAAAAAAAAAAGUGUUAUGUUAAAAAAAAUUAUGAAAUAUUGUAAAGAAAAGCAGGAAAGGCAAGAAAGAGGUAAUAUGGUGCAGAUUCUUUUAAUAAAUAAAUUAUUUGAUGGAUGGGUUGUCAAUGAUAUGAUACAGUAUUUAAAAAAUAUAAAAUACAAAAUUAUUUUUGAAAAGAAUAUGAAUGAAAUAUCUUCUUCCCCAAAGAAGUUUAACCGUUUUAGCGGAGUUACUGAUGAUAUUUGUUACAACCCUUUUCACUAUUUCGAUUUGAGGGGAUACAGGAAAAACAUUUGUAAGCAUAUGAGUAUUAAUGCACCUUUAAACGACGACAAAAAAUUUUUAAUAUUAUUUUAUUUGUUAAAUAUAAACAAAGACAGAAAAAUAUUAAUUUAUUACAAUAAAAAUGAUAUAUAUGCUUUCUACUGUUUUAUCAAUUCGUACAUUCCAUGUGUGUUCAUAUCAAAUACCUACAACAGGUCAUGUAAAAAUAAUAUAGUGAGUACAUUGCGCAGAUCAAGUGACUAUAUCUUAAUUACUAAUGAUAUAAAUAUAAGAAAAAUUUAUCAAGUGGAUGCAAAUUUGUAUAUACACUAUACCUUUCACGAAAGCGUAUGUUCAUAUGUCGAUGUAUUAUCAGAUAAUAUUAUAAUGACAGAAGACAAUCCAGUAGCGCUAGGAGUACAAAAUGGAAGUAGUAUUCUGGAUAAAAAUGAAGAGAGUAACAUAGAAAAGAGCAGCAGUAGCAGUACCAAUGAGGAUAUUGUUGAGUCUGUCUUAUUUUACAACAGCAAAAAAGAAAAUAAAGAAUAUGAAACGUUGAACAGUCUGUUGAAUUUUACAAAUUAUUCUUUGCCCUCAUUAAGAAUCCUUAAAAAUAAUUUUCUCAAUUUUUUAAUUGAAGAAAUAAAGAAUGUUGUUAUCGAAGAUCACAAACAUAUAGAAGAGGCUAAAAAAAUAUAUGAAAAAUACGGGCACUCUUUUAUUUCUGCUUCUUUAUAUUAUAUACAAAAGAAGAAAGUUUUUUUGAAAAAUUUCAAAAAAAAAAUUUAUACUAAUAUAACUUUUAUUGUAGAAAAAAAUAUUCUUUUAAAUACGAAAAGUAAAAUGAUUAAUUUUUUAAAUGAAUUAUUAAAUUUUAAAAAAAAUGUUGGGGAUAUAAACUUUUUUAUUCAAAAUUACUUGUAUUGUAAAAGAGGGUAUAUCUUAUCAGUUCCUGAAGAUAUAUAUAACAUUAUACAUAAAAAUAAAAACAUCAGUGUAAAUAAAGAGAAAUACGCAGCUGUCUGUAUGUAUAUAUUGUAUAAUAAUUAUGAAAGACACUUUAGAACUACCCAUGCUAAGAAGGGCGAAUGCAGAUCGAAGAAGUCGAUCAGGAGGUUUAAGAAAAGGUUGAACAUAAAAAAGGAAAAAUCGGAAAUAAGCAAACUCAAAAAAUGGAUGGAGUCUAGCUUCACAGUAAGUGCAAGAAAUGCAAAGAAAAAGACAAGUGUAAUAUCUGACAUAAUCUGA
This is a messenger RNA of Plasmodium malariae, 2433 nucleotides long. RefSeq names its product conserved Plasmodium protein, unknown function. Bases 1 to 2433 code for a protein of 810 amino acids. The record is from RefSeq and is a predicted model, not a curated record. NCBI's taxonomy places the organism in Eukaryota, Apicomplexa, Aconoidasida, Haemosporida, Plasmodiidae. The transcript is spliced from 2 exons.